Molecule: messenger RNA, 2592 nt
Organism: Pediculus humanus corporis (human body louse)
Lineage: Eukaryota; Metazoa; Arthropoda; Insecta; Psocodea; Pediculidae
Exons: 16
Coding region: 1-2592 (863 amino acids)
Biological process (GO): proteolysis
Molecular function (GO): zinc ion binding; metallocarboxypeptidase activity
Source: RefSeq, a predicted model, not a curated record
AUGAACUGUUUAACACUAAAACACUUAUAUUUUUUUAUUCUCAGCAGGAACCCAGAGAUUUAUUUGCUCUACCAAAAGAACUUGACUGUUAUCAACAACUUGCCAGAUGGCCCUCAGAAUGUAUUGGACGAAAGAGUUCAACAUAUAGAAUACACUCCAGCAACACCAGAAUUAUAUUAUCAACCCACAGGCAAAGAAAUUCAACCAAAGCCUGUUGGAGAAGAAUCUGGAACUGUAGUUUUUCAAUACUAUCCAAUGAGUGCAGUCAAUUAUUUUAGUAGAUCUAGCGUUGGAGGAAGUCGUUAUUUUAUGCCAGGUUGUCCAACUAACCAAGAAAAAGAUGAUAAUUUAAAAUUUGAAUCUAGAUUCGAAUCUGGAAAUUUGGCAAAAGUAGUUAAAAUAACUGAAACGUAUUACGAAUUGUACCUUAGAACUGAUAUGUACACAAAUAGGCAUAUGCAAUGGUUUUAUUUUAGAAUCCAAAAUACAAAAAAACAUAUCAUUUACAGAUUUUCUUUUGUGAAUUUAUCGAAAGGCGACAGUUUAUAUAGUGAUGGAAUGAAACCAUUAUUAUAUUCUACCAAAGAUGCUCAAAUGAAUGCCAUUGGAUGGAGAAGAUGCGGGGAUAAUAUUUCAUUUUACAAAAAUGAACCUCCAAACGGGGAAGAAGAUGAGAUAACAAAUUAUACUUUGUCUUUUAAUAUUGAAUUUCCUCACGAUCAAGACGAAGUUUAUUUGGCUCAUUGCUAUCCUUACACUUACACGGAUUUACAAGAUUAUCUGAAUAAAAUUCAAAAUCAUCCAAUCAAAUCAAAUUUUACAAAACUUAGAUUACUUUGUAGAACUUUGGCUGGAAAUAAUGUUUACUAUGUAACAAUAACAGAACCUUCAAUUACUGAUGAGCCUAAGAAAAAAAAAGCUGUAGUUGUGACGGCAAGAGUUCAUCCUGGAGAAACGCCAUCAUCGUGGAUGAUGAAAGGAUUUAUAGAUUUUUUAACGAGCGAUAGUGAACAAGCUAAGGAAUUGCGGGAAAAAUUUAUUUUUAAAUUAGUGCCAAUGUUAAAUCCCGAUGGAGUAAUUGUAGGAAAUAAUAGGUGCUCUUUAACGGGACGAGAUCUUAAUAGACAGUACAGAACAGUUAUAAGAGAAACAUAUCCACCGGUGUGGCACACAAAACUUAUGAUUAAAAGACUGAUCGAAGAAUGUGGCAUUGUCAUGUACUGUGAUCUUCAUGCUCAUUCGCGUAAGCAUAAUGUGUUCAUUUACGGCUGUGAAAAUAAACGUUACAUAGAAAAAAGGCUACAGGAGCAGGUUUUUCCUUUAAUGCUUCAUAAAAAUGCAGCUGAUAAAUUUUCUUUUGAAAAUUGUAAAUUUCGAAUUCAAAGGUCUAAAGAAGGAACUGGACGAGUGGUUGUUUGGAUGAUGGGUGUUUUGAACAGUUAUACCAUGGAAGCAUCCUUUGCAGGUUCAACUUUAGGUAGUCGAGGAGAUACUCAUUUUAAUAUUCAAGAUUUUGAAAGUAUGGGAAAAGCUUUUUGUGAAACCUUGUUAGAUUUUUGCGAUGAAGACCCAAGCAAGGAAAAAUUAAGGCUAAAGAUUGUCGAAAGAUUAAUGAAGGAAGGCUCGAAUGCCGACGAACCCACCAAUAUUAACUUAUCAGAUUAUUCAAGUGACGAAGGAGACACCAGCGAUAGUUCAACCGGUGACGUUAUUCCCAAAGAUGAAAAACCAGCAUGGACAGAAAAUACAAAUAAAAUUUUAAAGGCUCCUACACAUGAGUCACCUUCAUUACCUUCCACUACAAUAAAAAAAACUUCUCCCUUAAAGCAAAAACAGAAAUCGAAUGGUGUAAAAGUUCCAAAAAAAAUAAAUGUUUCUGAAAAAACUCCUCCUGUGCCAAGAAAAGUUCUUCAAGUACAUAGAACAACGCUAGAUCCUCCAACUCAAGAGCAAAAUCAAGAAGGGUUAGAUUUCACUACCGAACCUGAAUCUACUACGGAAGAAAAUAAUAAUUGUUCAAAAGGAAUUUUCAAUUCAAAAAUAAAUGAAAAGAAAAAAAAAGUAAAAAGGCGGUACAUGCCACCGGAAUUGAUAGUGACGUCAGCUCAAAUUUUAGAAAAUUCUGACUUGUAUUGUACAUGCACUAAUUUUAAAGAAAUAAAAAGAAAUUUCAAUAAAAAAAAUGGAAAAAUUGAAGCGACUGCAGAAAAAAUUCAUUUAUGGCAUCAUAAUAAGAACUUAUACAGGAAAGGGCAAAAAUCAAUCAAAGAAUUAAAUGCAGAAUUUCAACUUAAAAUGGGGUCAAUGAUAAAACAAAAAAUAUGGCCUGGAUGGCCAUGCAACAGUAUAAAAAAUAAUGCAUCAUUAACAAAAAGUUCAGCAGGAUUGUCUUUCGCACACUGGAGUAAAGGACCCUUAGUAUGGACAUCAAAUUUUACCUCACAAUCGAGCAAUAAAAUAAUUAUUGAUCCUCAGACGUUAUCGCAACAAAGCACUAGAAAAAUAAUUUUUCACAUGAACAGUUCUGCACAUCAAUACAGAAAAAAAAAAAAAUGUGGCCUGCUAAAAUAUUUAAAAUUAAUAAAACGUUAA